AUGUCUAUUUGCACCUCCUUCAAUUCCAACGGCCUCGCGCUCCAUUCUUCAAUAACCCACAGCUUCAACAGGGUUUUCACGUCUCAAUUGAUCAAUAAAACCUCAACCCCAUACGCAAUUCCUUUCCCUUUUCUCCAUUCAUCCGAACCCUUGAAAUCCCGUGUAAAAAGAUUCAAACUUGUUGCAGCCUCAGCCGCCCCUGAAAACCCCCAAAUCUCGUACAGAAGCAAAAACCCUAAAGACAUCAACGUUUUGGUGGUGGGCUCCACCGGCUACAUCGGGAAAUUCGUGGUGAAAGAGCUGGUCAAGAGAGGGUUCAACGUGACAGCCAUUGCGAGAGAAAAAAGCGGCGUACGCGGUAAGAACAGCAGCGCGGAGACUGUCGGACUGUUAAACGGAGCAAAUGUCUGCUUUUCGGAUGUCACCAAUUUAGAGUCUUUAGAGAAUAGCAUCCGAAGCCUCGGAACGUCCAUUGAUGUUGUCGUGUCCUGUCUCGCUAGUAGGAGUGGGGGCAUAAAGGACUCGUGGCUGAUCGAUUACGAGGCCACGAGAAACAGCCUUCUCGCCGGCCGGAAAUUCGGGGCCUCGCAUUUCGUAUUGUUAUCCGCCAUUUGCGUCCAAAAGCCCCUCCUCGAAUUUCAACGCGCCAAGUUGAAAUUCGAGGCCGAGCUUAUUCGGGAGGCAGAAAAAAGUAAAGGGCUUUUCAGUUAUAGCAUUGUUAGGCCCACCGCGUUUUUCAAGAGCCUAGCUGGUCAGGUGGAGCUUGUAAAAGAUGGAAAGCCUUAUGUCAUGUUUGGAGAUGGGAGACUGGUGUAA
Messenger RNA from Striga hermonthica, 816 nucleotides. Lineage: Eukaryota; Viridiplantae; Streptophyta; Magnoliopsida; Lamiales; Orobanchaceae. The record is from the annotation of a GenBank genome assembly.